Messenger RNA from Lathyrus oleraceus (garden pea), 1014 nucleotides. RefSeq lists its product as uncharacterized. NCBI's taxonomy places the organism in Eukaryota, Viridiplantae, Streptophyta, Magnoliopsida, Fabales, Fabaceae. Gene Ontology annotation, molecular function: zinc ion binding; nucleic acid binding. The record is from RefSeq and is a predicted model, not a curated record. The coding region runs from base 1 to 1014 and encodes 337 amino acids. The transcript has 3 exons.
AUGGACGAGUUCUUCCGCAUAUCUCAAUGCAAAUUUGCGAAAGAAAUAUGGGAUACUUUGGUGGAGACUCACGAAGGAACCACUGAAGUUGAAAGAUCCAGAUUAAAUACAUUGAGUCAAGAAUACGAAAUGUCCCGAAUGCAGCCCGGAGAAUCCAUUUUGGCUUUACAGAAAAGAUUUGUUCACUUAACGAAUCACUUAAUCGCUAUUGGAAAGACCUUCACAAAUGAUGAUCUCAACCUUAAAGAAAAGAAAUCCAAAGGAAUUGCUUUAAAAGUUGAAUCAAAGGAAGAAAAAGAUGAGGCCGCAUUGGAGGAAGACGAAAAUUUCAUGCUCCUUGUUAAAAGGCUUGGUAAGUUUUUUGGUAAAACUAACAAACCUUUUCAUGCUAAAAGAAAUAAACAUUUCAGGAAAAGGGAGGCUUCCACUUCCACACAAGAAGUCACAUGUUAUGAAUGUGGAAAGCAAGGUCAUAUAAAACCAGAUUGUCUGAGACUCUCAAAAAAGGGAGGCUUUAAAGGCAAGAAGGAUUUCAAGAACAAAAAGGCAUACGUUGCAUGGGAAGAUAAUGAGAUAUGUUCUUCAUCUGAAUCGGAGAGCACCUUUUCUCUUUUCGAUGAAGAAGAUGAGGUUAGUAGCAACUUUUCUCUUUUCGAUAGUGAUGCACAAGGUGCUAUAAAUGAACUUCUUGAAGAAUACAAAAUUUUGUAUAAAACUAUAUCAUCUCAAAAGAAAACAAUUUUAUCUUUAGAAGGAAAAAUCGUGACAAUUGAAAAAGAUGUCAACGAUGAAAAACAAAAGAUGAUUAGUGAAAAACAGAAUUUUGUAUGCUUGAAAACCACUUCAAACCUCUGGUAUCUUAACAGUGGUUGUUCCAAGCAUAUGACGGGAGACAUUAACAAAUUUUCAAAUCUAGCAUUGAAGGCCAAGGGUUAUGUCACCUAUGAUGAUAACAACAAAGGGGGAAUUCUUGGAAUAGGUAAAGUUGGAGCACCACCUUUCACAUCCAUUUAA